Spirodela intermedia is the source of this 4605-nucleotide messenger RNA. NCBI's taxonomy places the organism in Eukaryota, Viridiplantae, Streptophyta, Magnoliopsida, Alismatales, Araceae. The record is from the annotation of a GenBank genome assembly.
AUGUCAUCUCCUCUCGGUGGGAAUCUCAACCCGGCGGUCGAUUCUGCCGGCGGGCUCCUCAGCCCUGCCUCCUCCCGAUUUCUCUCCUCGUUGGACACGAGCCCAAUUAGGGCCACGCUUUUCCCUGGCGACGGGAUAGGGCCUGAGAUCGCGGAAUCUGUGAAACAGGUUGAUCCUUGAAAGAGAUGACGGCAUUCCCAGUGCCGUAAUUUUUUUGUUUUUCAUUUUAUCGUCUGCGUUGAUCUCAUCUGAAAUUGAGCUUUACCUUCACUUUUUUGAAGUCAAACCUAUUAUAGUUUUUAAUUUAUUUUUAUGAUUUUUUAUAUGUUUUUUUCUCAAUGGCUUCCGCGGAAUUUUCUUCUAUUGACUUUGGUGAUGGAAGGAUUUGCUCAGUCGAUUUGACGACCCUCGGCUCAUAAUUUUUGGGAUCAUGUUCCUGCGUCUCAUUUAGGUAUCUGUAUUUACUUAUUUAGAAUGUAGGUAUACUAAACUGGCUACUGCGGGAUUCUCUGGCUUCCAGGAGGAUACAUGGAUUAGAAAUUAGAUUAGGAUGCUUGGAUCCGUUCUAGUAAAGUUUCAGUUUCAUUAUUGAAGCUUUUUUAUUUCUUCACCCACAUUUAAACAGUAUUUUGAAGAAAUGUAGUGGAAAAUUAAUGCUGGCAGUGGAGCUGGGGCUGAAUCAGGGUUUUCUUUUCUACUGGACUCGUAGAGAUAUCGUUUCUCCACAUGAUUUAUUUACCCCUUCAAAUUAUUUGAAGAGGAUAGUUUGCUUCUUAUCUGAUAGGGACUGCCAAUAGAAACAUAUUUCAAGCCUGCAACUUAUGAUGAGCUCAGUAUUUGUUCAACUGAAGGAAAAUGUGUCAUGGUGGUUGGGAAUUUUCCAUCCAGGUGGUGGCAACAGUAGAGCACGAUUAGUAGAAUUAGAAAAGAGGAGGUAUGUUGGCAACAGGAGAAAGAAUUGGGAUUGAAUCAACUUUCUUCGAUUGAUUGUUUGGAAUUACGUCCAUAAGGCACUGUUCUUCGGUGUAAUCUGUAGGGGUCAUUGUUAAUACUCCUGCUUACUGAUUUGGAGAAUCUCAAGUGUUAUUUUAGUAUUGGUGUUGUUUUUGGUCGAUCUAUGGAUGGUGCACGAGAUUUUGUGUUGGGAAACUAUUGAUCAAACUUGCCAAACGUGCUGUCAGUGCUGCAGAGAAUCUUACUUCUCACGUUGGAUGCUAUUUCUAAUGUUUAAAAGAUGGAAUGUCCUACAAGAGACCUUUGUCAGAUCUAAAAUUUAUGAGAAAUCUGGCUGAUCACAUGCUAUAUGUCCAAAUGGAAUAGUCACACAGUUCUGUUGACAGGCAAUUUCUCUCUAUAACCAAUUCGACUCCUUAUGUUGUUAUUUCCAAGAAAACCAAGUUGAAUUAAGUCAAUUCAUUUGCAGACCCUACCAAAUCACGUGAGCUUACGAACAACUUUCUAAAUAAUGCUGGAUUUGUAACAUUGUUCCUCUCUUGGCCUGUUUGACACGUAAUAACAAUAAAAAAUUUCGGCGAACCAUCCUGACUCUCCUGAGUUGGAUCAAAUCAGCAAAAUAUAGCUGUAAAAAGGCUUUAAAGGAAAGGUCUUUGUGGAGUAUACUUCCAUGUAUAUGCUUUAAGUUCUCUAUGUCAUUUAGAAACCCUUCUGCAUCUUAGGCUGAACUGUAUCGCAUCUUCCCUUUAGUACAUAUUGUGAUCCAUCAACCCUGUUAGAAAACCUGGUCUGUGUUCAAAUCAACUCUAUGUUGUAACAUAUGAACAUUAAUGUUGUUGACAUGAAAAGGUGAGGAGCAUCUGAUAUUUCUUGGUCAUCAGAUUUUCUAAGUCAGGGCAUGGCAUCAGUGCAUACAAUCUAUCACUUACGAUGGGGUUUCCUGUGGCUGGAAUUGCAACUGCUUUUUCUCAGUUCUACCUUAAACCUUGAACAUAUUCAUCAUCAUCACUCCCACUGUGUUCUCAUGAUUACCCAAUGUCAUUGACUGUAGCAGUAGUACUGAUCUUAAUUUCAGGGCUUUUUAUCUUGCUAUCCAAUGUCAUAUUUCAUUAGCUGUUCUUUAUCUGGCCUUCUGAUCAGCUUUAUAUCCAAAAGGGUAUUGAAAGAACUAAUUUACGUAAUGAUUUUGGCCAUAAAGAACAAGAACAGACCAACCAGGCAUUGGGUUCCCUGGGUCUGGGUGUGGGGGCAGAUGUAUUCUAAUCGAUAUAUAUUGGUGAUAGAUCAGUCGAACGGAUCAGGCCUAGGACCCGUUCGUAAUUUUGGGCUCAUGGAUAGCUCGUGUUACAUUGGUCUGGCUGGAUCCAGGCUUUCUCAAACUGGCCCCAGCCUUGUCCAAUUCACCUUGAUUUUGACAUCCCUAUCUUUGACCUGAAGAAUUCUAUUUCAAUCAUGUCUGAUUCUCUUCAUCUUUUAACUGACAAAUGAUGAUUGUUUUGGUGAACAGUCAAGAAUACGAAGGGUUGAGUUCGUAUGAGGUCAGAGGCACAAAAGGGGACAUCAAUACAUCCUAUAAUUCUGAUGCUGUUUAUCCUUUUGGACUGAAAGUCACUAGCCUAGCUUCUAUAAGAGUUGAAUGGCUAUAUGGGUUAUGCUUUGCAACAUGCGACAAUGCUUAAUAUGCUGAGCUCAUCAUAAGUUGAACAAAUACUGAGCUCAUCAUAAGUUGAACAAAUACUGAGCUCAGUAUUUGUUCAACUGAAGAAAUAUUGUCGCAUGCUCAAUAUGCUAAUAUUUCUUCAUUCGUUCCUACAAUCUAUAGUAUGCAUUUCAUGUUAAAGGUUCCCAAUUAUUCAUUAUUUAUUAAUUUUCUAGGCCAUUCUUAAAUAUUGCACAGGUCUUUAACGCAGCUGAAGUCCCCAUUGAAUGGGAAGAGCAUUUUGUUGGGGACAAAGUAGAUCCCAGAACUGAGAGCUUCCUAACAUGGGAAAGCUUGGAGUCAGUGCGACAAAAUCUGGUGGGCUUGAAGGGUCCCAUGGCUACUCCAAUUGGAAAGGGGCACCGGUCCUUAAACCUAACCCUGAGAAAAGAACUUGGUCUUUAUGCCAACGUCAGGCCUUGCUAUAGUCUUCCUGGCUACAAAACCCGUUACGACAAUGUGGACCUUGUAACAAUUCGUGAGAAUACCGAAGGAGAGUACAGUGGCCUUGAACACCAGGUUGGUGCCUUGACAAGAUGUUAAUGGGUACUCUGUUUCUGAUUCACCUAGACAUCUGUGUAUAUAUUUGUAUUAAUUUAAUCUGGACUGCUCUAGGUUGUACGAGGUGUUGUUGAGAGCCUCAAAGUCAUUACACGUCAAGCAAGUCUCAGGGUGGCAGAAUACGCUUUCCAUUAUGCCAAGACCCAUGGCCGGGAAAAGGUUUCUGCCAUACAUAAAGCCAACAUUAUGAGGAAGACCGAUGGUCUCUUCCUCAAGGUAUGGACAACUCAUCUGGGUACCCUCUCCUUCUCCGUCGUAAGUAACUGGAUUUUCUAACAAGAUCUACUAAUUCUUAUCCUCAGUGUUGCCGGGAGGUGGCUGAGAAAUACCCAGAUAUUACUUAUGAGGAAGUCAUCAUCGACAACUGCUGCAUGAUGGUAUAAUCAUGCUGCAUCUUCUAAAACUAAAUUGUUCAAAAAUGUAAUUUUUUAUUCGUGAUGUAAUUAUUAUUGUCCAGGGUGCAUAUUUAUAUUUGAAAACAUUUCUUUGAUUAUGUUCUGAUCUACUAAAUAUGAUUUAUGUAAAGUUUAUAACUCUUUGUUUUAUAAGAUCAUCUGAUCUUACAAUCUUUUUGCCUUUUCGACAGCUUGUGAAGGACCCGACUGUCUUUGAUGUACUUGUAAUGCCCAACUUAUAUGGGGACAUCAUCAGCGACCUCUGUGCGGGAUUAAUCGGAGGCUUGGGCCUCACUCCGAGGUAAUAAAUUCACCAUUUUUUUCUGGUUACAUUCAUCAUAGCUCUUAAAAUUGUGAUAGCACCGUUUAUUUCUGCAAGUAAGACAUGAGUUUGGGUUGUGUUUGAUCUUUUGUGUGCAUAAUGUCUUAUCCAGUUGCAACAUUGGGGAGGGAGGCAUCGCUCUUGCAGAGGCUGUUCAUGGAUCAGCACCAGAUAUUGCAGGGAAAGUGAGUCAAAUGUUCCUGUUUCUCCCCUCAUCAUUUUUAGUAUAUAUGUUCAUAAACUUGCACGCAUGCAUAUGCAAAUAAUAUGUAUGUAACUUGAAUGGCCUGGGUUAUGUACCCAUGGUCAGCCAAGAAUCGCCCCCCAAAUCAGUUCUUCAACUCGGAUUGGCCGGUUCCAGGGCAUGAAUGUCUACCAUAUGGUGCUCAAAGGGCCCAUUAUUCAAGGCCCGGCCUGAUAUCUGAGUGCCUACUUUUGGAUCGGUCAGCCUUCCGAGUAAUCCUCAUCUUCUUUAUAUUCAGAACCUGGCGAACCCAACUGCCCUGCUGUUGAGCUCUGUCAUGAUGCUGCGGCACUUGAACUUGAAUGACAAAGCCGAACGGAUCCACAGAGCCAUCCUCAACACCAUCGCGGAUGGGAAGUACCGGACUGGUGACCUCGGUGGCACCGCCUCCACGGCGGACUUCACCAAGGCUGUGUGUGGUCAUCUCUAA